AUGAGUAAUGAAACUCAAAGGGAUAUAGCCGCUCGUUCUGAAGUGCAAAAUGAAAAUAUUGAACCUCAACAACAUCAACUUCAUCAUCAUCAACACCCAGAUCAAGAUCAUCAAUCAAAUAGAAAUAAUCAACAUCAUCUUCAAUACGCCAAAAAUGAUCAACAAGCUGGAAUUCCAGGUCCAAUGAACCAUAUGGGAUCUCAAUAUGGACAAGUACCUGUCAUGGUUUCAAGUUAUCCUUCAGGAACUGCACUUCAACAAUUUCAAUUCCAACAACAAGCUGCUUAUGCUCAAGCCAUGCAAAAUCAAUAUUAUCAACAACCACCACCACAUCAUUCUCAACAACCUCAAAUGGGGAUACCUCCUCAAUUACAACAAAGUCCACUACCGAAUGGUCAUAUGCCUCAAAUGCAACCUUUACCUGAACUUAAUCCAAUGGCUCCACAAUAUCAUACUCCACAAAGACCAAUGGGUGCUCCAGCUUUACCUCAUCAUCCAGGUGUUUUAAUGCAAAAACAUGGAAUUACACCACUGGGGAGUCCAGAAACUCAACGUAAAAAGCAAAAAAGAACAAAUAUCAAUGGUGAAGAUUCUGAAUUAAAAGCAUUGGCUUAUAGAUCUUUAGAUAAUUCUUUAGAAGAAGUUGCUGCACAAGUUAGAGCUGUGGAACUGGAUAAUACAUCGGGAACUUCAACACCUGUGGCAAAUGAUACUAAAACUCAAUAUAAAAAAGAUACUGCAAAAGAAAGACAAAGACAAAUUUUCGGUAUGGUCUGGUUAUUAAAAUCUUGUGAAGCUAAAAGUUCGGCUGUUGUUCCACGUAAUAGAGUUUAUGCUCGUUAUGUUAGUAUUUGUGCUGAUAAUGGUUUAAAACCACUUUCUCCAGCUUCUUUUGGUAAAUUAGUUCGUGCAAUUUUUCCAAAUUUAUCAACUCGUCGUUUAGGUAUGAGAGGUCAAUCAAAAUAUCAUUAUUGUGGUAUUAAACUUAUAGGAGAAAAUUCAAAUCCUUCUCCAGGAGUUUCAAGUUCAAGUACACCUUUACAUAAUUCUGCUUAUGAUUCAUCAUUUUUACCUGGUACACCUUUUGAUACUGGAAGUCCAAAUUCUUUAACUUCAACACCUUUGUUAUCAGCAGCAACAACUGCUACAACUGCUGCUACAACAACAACAAAUAAUUCAGGUACAAUAAAUUCAUUUUUGAACAAUCAUAUUGCACCUGAAUUGAAAUUUGUUCCAAAUUUAAUUGAAUCUUUAAGUAAUCAGGUUCCAGACUCUGAUAAACCACUUUUAUUACCUCAAAUAAGGCCUUUUUUACCACCAUCAACAGAUAUGGAUAUUGCAGAUACUCUUUAUGGUUUAUAUAAAUCACAUUGUACUUCAGUUUUUGAAUCUUUGAGAUAUAUGCAAUUGAAGAAAUUAUUUUCAUUACUUUCAUCAUUUCAUGGGUCAUUAACUUCACCUGUUUUAAAACUUUAUGUUUCACCGAGUCUGCAUAACUGGAUUAUUGCAUCAGAUUCCAUAAUGUAUAAAGAAAUCAUUAAAAUGCUUGCAAAUUUAGCAUUACAAGAUAUUCCAACUCAUGUUUUACAACAAUUAAAACAAGUUGCUGAAAAUUUUACUGAAAAAUCUUCAACUUCUUUACAAAAUUUACCAGUUAAAUUAGCUGUUGCUAAACUGAAACUGUCAAAAGAAUUUUCACAACUUGUUUCAAAAUUGAUUAGAGUUGCAGAAACUGCUCAAUCUGCAAAUAAAGUUUUAUCUCAUGAUUUUGAUAGAGAAUUAAUGGAAAAAGAUUGGACAAAAUUUGUUGAUGUUGAACAAAUUGCUUCAAAAGAAUUACCAUGUAAUGGUGAAAAUUUAAAACAAGCAAUUGAAGUUUUAAAAAAUAAAUUACCAGAACUUUUGAAUAUUGAAACAGAAUCUAGAGAUACAAUAAUUAAUGAAUGGGCUUUAUUCAUUUCAGAAUUACCACAUAAAUUUAUUGAUGUUCCACCACGUUUAUUUUUACUUUGUGUUUCCACAAUAUUAACAAGUGCAUUAAGAGAAAUUUCGUUAGCUGGUGGUGCAGGGUUUGGUGCUUGGUGGGUUGUUAGAUGUUGGAUUGAUGAAUGGGUUGGUUGGUGUGCGGAACUUGGAGGUUUUAUUUCAACUCAAUCAUUUGAUGUUCCAAUUGAAAGAAAAGAUGAAUCUUUACAAAACGGUAAUAAAGUAAAUGAAGAAAUGCCAGUUGAUUUAUUAGAUGGCCAAUUUGGUAUUAAAAAAACUAAUGAAAAUGGUGGUAAUGAUAACAAUGGAAUCAAUCAGCAUGAGGAUACUAAUCAAAUUGAUACUGAUAAAGCAGAAACUAAUAAUGUUGACACAAAUCAUGUUGAAUCCAAUGAUGAUGAAUCCAAUCAAAUUGUUGAUACCAAUCAAAUUGUUGAUGGUGAAAUUCCUAAGAUUGAAAACACUGCAGAAACAAACUAA
This is a messenger RNA of Hansenula ciferrii, 2466 nucleotides long. RefSeq lists its product as uncharacterized. Gene Ontology annotation, biological process: regulation of transcription by RNA polymerase II. The record is from RefSeq and is a predicted model, not a curated record. NCBI's taxonomy places the organism in Eukaryota, Fungi, Ascomycota, Saccharomycetes, Phaffomycetales, Wickerhamomycetaceae. Bases 1 to 2466 code for a protein of 821 amino acids. The transcript has a single exon. Gene Ontology annotation, molecular function: RNA polymerase II cis-regulatory region sequence-specific DNA binding; DNA-binding transcription factor activity, RNA polymerase II-specific.